CCACAUUCACAUUUUCAUUUUUUCCUUAUGAAAAAUUCACUUGCUCAAGAUCCUAUUUAACAUUAUCCUUUAAUCACUCAGGGGAAUAUAUAUAUAUAUAACAGAACUUGAUAACUGAGAAGUUCGAUAGAUUAUUUGAGAAUGCCUUUAAGGAAAUCAAGAUCUAAUGGUGCAGAGGUAACCUUGUCCGUUGAAGAGCAGCAAGCAAAGAUCAAUGAGGUUCGAAAGUUAGUGGGUCCAUUGGCAGAUCAACUGCCGAAUUUCUGCUCAGAUUCUUCGAUAUCAAGGUAUCUUAGAGCAAGAAAUUGGCAAACUGAAAAAGCAUGCAAAAUGCUUCAAGACACACUCAAAUGGAGACUGCAGUACAAACCAGAAACAAUUAAAUGGGAAGAUAUAGCUCAUGAAGCGGAGACCGGGAAAAUAUACAGAGCUAACUACCUUGAUAAAUAUGGAAGGCCAGUUCUCGUAAUGAGACCAGGAUUUCAGAACACAAAGUCGACAAAGGGACAAAUCAGAUACUUGGUUUACAGUAUGGAGCAUGCUAUUUUAAACUUGGCAGAUGAUCAAGAACAAAUGGUUUGGCUCAUUGAUUUUCAAGGUUGGACAAUGGGUGGUGUAUCAUUGAAAGUCACGCGCGAAACAGCACAUAUUUUACAGGAUUAUUACCCUGAAAGACUUGGUCUUGCUAUUCUCUACAAUCCUCCAAAAAUCUUUGAAUCUUUUUGGAAGGUAGUUAAGCCAUUUCUUGAGUCUAAGACAUACAAGAAAGUUAAGUUUGUGUAUUCUGAUGUUACUGAGAGCCAGAAGAUAAUGACGGAGGUCUUCGACAUGAAUGUACUUGAAACUGCAUUCGGAGGGAGGAAUUCGGUCGGUUUUAGUUUAGCUGAAUUCAGUGAAAGGAUGAAAGAGGAUGAUAUGAAGAUGCAAGCAUUGCUGAAAUCACAAGAAGGACAAUUAGUGUCUAGAUCUGUUGUUCUGCAGGAAUCACAGUUUUCAAUUUCUGAAACUCAGUCUGAGACUUCUUCAGAGGAUGAUUCUGGUGACAGUUCAUCACCAAAAACUGCAGAACAGAAGGAAUUGGUUUCAGAAAAUGAGAUCAAAGAGGACAAGAAUGGAGUUGGUUUUACUGCUGUUGUGAAAUCUUAAAAGUUAAAAAGUUUCAGUUUGUAUGCAGAUUAUGAGUUAAUCUGGAAAAUUAACAGGAUAAUUAAAUGCAACAUGAUGGUUAUCAUCUAUUUGUUAUUUUGUUAUACUGGGAAUUAAAUUCAGACAGGAAAUUAAUUAGCAGGAUAAUUUUCAUGAGGAGGCUAUUAAUUCCAUGGCAGUAGUCCAACAUUUGCUUA
Messenger RNA from Dioscorea cayenensis subsp. rotundata (Guinea yam), 1343 nucleotides. Its product is annotated as phosphatidylinositol transfer protein 3-like. The transcript has 6 exons. Bases 142 to 1146 code for a protein of 334 amino acids. Gene Ontology annotation, molecular function: phosphatidylinositol transfer activity. The record is from RefSeq and is a predicted model, not a curated record. Lineage: Eukaryota; Viridiplantae; Streptophyta; Magnoliopsida; Dioscoreales; Dioscoreaceae.